AUUCCAUCUACCUCCUCCUCCGCCGCCGCCGCCGCCGCCACCGCCGCCGAAAAAUCGCCUCUUCGUUACCAUGAGCUCAUCAGGGGGAUUGCCAGUGCGCAUCCUGAUAUGGUCGGCUGCACGCCCCAUCCUCAAGUUCUUCGUCGUUAUGGGUUUUGGCGCCUUUCUGGCCAGGAAAAACAUCCUCACGCUUUCUGGCUCUCGGUCCCUGGCAUCGAUCAUCAUCCUGUUGGCAUAUCCAUGCCUGCUGUUCUCCAACAUCGUCUCGAGUGUCGAUGACAGCACACUCGGCAACCUCGGCCUCAUGACCGUGGCUGCCAUUCUGCUCACGAUUCUGGGAUAUCUCUUUGGCGUCCUCGUCCGCAAGCUCGCUAAGCCUCCCAAGAUCUUUUCGAACGGCUGCGUGAUGGCCACGACGAUGGGGAACUGGGGCGACCUUCCUCUCGCCGUCAUUUCCAGUAUUGGCGAGUACGCCCCGUUCAACCGGGGCGACACCGCCAUCGGCAUUGCCUAUGUCUCUGCCUUUCUCUGCUUCGCCAACAUCUACUUCUUCCUGAUCGGAUACCGGAUGAUCGCCUCGGACUUUGCGAGCUCCAAACAGGCGGAUCGGCAAGAGCAUGAUGUUGAUCUGAGCGAGCCUCAGAUCCACAACGACGCUGGUGACAUAGCCAGCAAAGCCAGCAAAGCCGACGCCAUCUCCCUGACCGAGCUUGGUGCAGAUCCAGAAUCCCGCAAGGCCCGGUAUAGCAGCCCUGGCACCGAUGCCCACGAUGAAACCCACAUCGCCGAGCACACCCACACCGACAACGUUGUCGUCGUCGAUGUUGAGUUGGAGCCGCCGCGUUCCUCUCAAGAGGAGCCUUCAAAAGCCGCGGGAUCGUGGGCGGCAUUCAAGAGCGCCUCGCUGCGGGGCAAGUUCGACAUGAUCUUUACUCCAAAAGUCAAGGCGCUGCUGAAGGGCCUGUUUUCGCCGGCCAACUCAUCGAUCUUUGUGGCUCUGAUUCUGGCGCUGAUCCCGGCCACCAAGGGUUUGUUCGUCUACAGUCCCUCGGUCGUCAACCAGAACCUCGGAAACGAGCCCGUCUUCAAGUUCCUGCUGGAGGCCAGCAACUAUAUUGGCCAAGUCGGCCCGCCCCUGGGCCUGGUCAAUCUUGGAGCCGCCCUGGGCCGGCUCUCUCGGAACACACUGCUGCCCUGGCGCAUCUCGAUCUCGGUUGCGCUGGUGCGGCUGGUGAUCCUGCCGGUGAUCGGCAUCGCCCUGACGCAACUCUUGUCGACGCAGCUGAUGUGGAUUCCGCAGCAAGACAAGAUGCUGCGGUUUGUGCUGAUGUUCAUGGCGAUAUGCCCGACGGCGGGCUCUACCGUCUACUUUACUCAGAUGCUGAAUCCUACGGGCCGGGCCGACGAGAUUGCAAGCGUGGUGCUGGUCCAGUAUAUCCUGGCGUUUGUCACGAUGACGGCCGGCAUGGUCGUUAUUCUGUACCUGCUUUCGUAGCUUCUCGACGGGCAAGUCCGAGCGACCAUCGCAAGCGUUGCGAGCCCACAGGCCCGGCGCCCAAGCAGCAAGCCGGAGGACAGGGUCGGGUGCCCUGAUCAAACCACCUCCCUCACACCUCAUUAUCUUCCCUCUAUGAACAAUACCUAAAUAUCGCCCGCCAACCAAGCAGCCGAUUCGGCGCUUUACUAUGAUGUCAUUGCAUCUUCUGUUUUGGAAGCGGAGGAAUGAGGCGGGACGCUUGUACUCCCACGUCAAUACAGACAACAUCGAUCGGUCCACCGAUAGCGCCGUGGCCGGAGAGCAGGCGGAGGAGGCGGGCAAGAGAAAGGGAGCGGCAUCGAGCGCACCAGGCCACGCGAAUUGGCCGAUGUUGGUAGAAGAAAGUGGAUCACGGCGGACCUGACCAGGGGGGUCGCUGUGGGCGAGAGGGCAGGGCAUCUGAGGAUACGAGCGCAUGGCCGGGCCAG
Messenger RNA from Polychytrium aggregatum, 1965 nucleotides. RefSeq names its product auxin efflux carrier. The transcript has 7 exons. Gene Ontology annotation, biological process: transmembrane transport. Lineage: Eukaryota; Fungi; Chytridiomycota; Chytridiomycetes; Polychytriales. The record is from RefSeq and is a predicted model, not a curated record. The coding region runs from base 71 to 1495 and encodes 474 amino acids. Gene Ontology annotation, cellular component: membrane.